This is a messenger RNA of Chara braunii, 2692 nucleotides long. Lineage: Eukaryota; Viridiplantae; Streptophyta; Charophyceae; Charales; Characeae. The record is from the annotation of a GenBank genome assembly.
UGUGGUCUCGAUGUCGCGCGGUCUGGUGCGAUGGGUGGAGAGGCGGAGCAUCCUGCACAGGGCGGGGGCGAGGGAGAGGAUACCGAGCGUUCUACGGAGGGAGGUGUUGUGAGAGAUGGGGAGGGUGCGGGUGCCGCAGAGGAGGACGAGGCGGACGUCGACCUCGAGGUUGGCGUGGCUGAGGGGGAGCAGACACCGAGGGGAGAGGGGGGCAUGCCCAAGUCCAAUCCGGUGGCUCGUCAGAGGACGAUGGACUGGGAGCGGAGGUGCGGGAAGAAGCCCGUGUCGCCUGAGACGGCAUGCACGCCGAGUUCUUCGAAGAGUGUUGUUCCUGAUACAGCAUGCACGUCGGGUUCUUCGAAGAGGAAGGACGGGGGUGCACAUAUUUCUGCCACCAAUGAAGGGAAGAGGCUGCGGCAGCAGAAAAUGACGGACACGUAUGGUGGCGAGUGGAUUGGUCGGUGGAGGAAGGCAUUCUUUCGCUGGGUGUAUUCCAGCGGAAUUGCCUGCAAUGCCUUCUGCAACACGCCGUGGAGGGACCUCCAGCAGGUUGCUCUUCAGCAACCUGGUGGAGCACCUCUUCCCGUGCUUCCAUCCCACAUCGAGAUCACAAGCAUGCGAGCUGUGUUCAGUGGCCCACAACGGGUCAAUGCUAUAUGCACUGACUCCGCCUCUGCGUACGUGGGGGCUGCGAGGGCUUUGGCCUCGACAGCCAUGCCCCCUGAGCUGAGGAGGAUCACUUGGCUCCCGUGCUGUGUCCAUGUCUGCAACAAGUUGUUGUCAGACAUUGGCACGAUCUGCACCUCUUGUGUGGACACGAUCACGCGUGCCCGAGUUCUGGUGGUGUUUUUCAAAACCCACCAGGCCACUCUCAGCUUCUUUCAGAAGCGGAGCGGGGCGUUGGGGCUCGUGCUUUCAUGCGAGACACGCUUUGCGUCCGUGUACUGUAGGAUCGGAGCGUUGGGGCUAGCUCUGCAGGAUCGUUUGCAGGGCAUGAUGACAGCGGAGGACGGGCGGGCUUGGGCAAGGAUCCCGUGGUCCCCCGACGUCCGCGACAUGGCGCGUUGGGUGCGCCGACAGAUCAGGUGGUCCCCUUGGUGGGAGAGGAUGCGUGCCAUCAAGCACGUCAUGGAUCCCGUCAUGGACUUGCUGAGGCAGAUGGACCAUGGCGGACAGUUCAUUUCCCUCAAUAGAGAGUGGACUUGGGAUCUUGCACGCCUUGUGCGGGACGCUUGCAUCCCUCUUGGCCAGUCCUUUUCUGACCAUGUCAUGAGGCGUGUGCAGGCCCGUAUACAGCACAUGAUGGAGCCUGCAUACUGCGCCGCGUUCUUACUGAAACCCCGUCGCUGGGUUGUUCAGUACUUCUCCGUGCAGCUCGACCAGUACCACACUUGGCUUGUUCGACAAGCCAAGAGGUAUCUGUUGUCGGGUGGUCGUUACCUUGAGGUAUGUCAGCAGUUCGAGGACUUUCACACGCAGCAGGGUAGGUAUGGGACAUGGGGCGGGGGAGAGGGCCGCGCAAGAGCGCGUAGUUGCAGCGGAGACUGCGAGAUGUUGGAGUGUGCGUCGUGGUGGUCUCAGUACGGGGGAGAGGCGCUCGAUUUACAGCAUUGCGCCCUUCGUUUGAUGCCCAUGUGGUCUUGCGCCUCUCCAGCGGAAAGGAACUGGGCGCCGUGGGUGGUCUACGUGGGCAUCCAUAUGAAGAAGCGCAAUCAGUUGGCCUUCGAGAAGGUCGUUCAUCUUGUUGACAUCACCGCAAAUGUGCGGUUGAUGGAGUAUAGACGUGCAGGUUGUGGAUACGUCCUCCCUUGGCAGCGAGACGAGGGCAUGCUUGACGCUCAGGCAGGAUUGGACUUGGCGCCUGUGCGCUCGGGGACGAGGAAUGGGAUGACGGAGGACGAGAUAGAGGAGCAGGCUGCCCUCGUUACUCACGAUCCCAUCGGGUCCUCUGCGCCACCCCCUGUUGAGUCUGUUUUCAAUGCUUGUGUGGCUAUUUUUCGCCCAUACCCGGGGACGAUGCCUCUGGGGACGAGAGCGAGCCGGACGCAGCGGACGACCCCAUGCUUCCCGUCCGGCAUGAGAUUGACGAGUUGCACGAGGAGGGCGACGAGCGGGGCAGCUCGUCCACGUCCCAUGCCUGCGGCGGGGGGUGCCGCAUUGGGGGAAUCUUCUGGACCCGAGGGGUUGGGGAUGCCGCGCGGUUCAUGUCGUGAGAAGACAGUCACAGAGGUGACUCAGGUGAGUGCCAGGGUUGUUCGGGUGAGGACAGGGGCUGACCCUAUGACCGUGGUGGAGGACAAUCCCGAGACGGAGCUGGCAUGUGAGGAGGCGCAGCAGGCCGGGGAUGACGAGUGCAGGGACGACGAGGAGAGUGAGGAGGAGGAGAGCGACAACAGGGAGGACGACAACUACGAUGACGACGACGAGCCCUCCCCUCCAUCUGUGCGUGGUUCUAGUAGACGAUGUGGCUCUAGUAGACGACGCGAUGACGUCGACGACCCGUCCCCUCCAGGGCGGCGUGAGACGAGGAGUCAGAGGAGGCGAGGGUCAUCCGUAGCGACCGUGCUGGGGCGAGGGAGUGUUUCAUUGACACGCAGCACGGGUGGGGGUAGGCAGAGAGGCAGUGGUAAGGGGAAGGGAUGUCGACGGUAUUGACAGCUUCGUUCCCCUUCCACGUCGCCUUUAUGUUCUU